Linum trigynum is the source of this 4145-nucleotide messenger RNA. Lineage: Eukaryota; Viridiplantae; Streptophyta; Magnoliopsida; Malpighiales; Linaceae. The record is from the annotation of a GenBank genome assembly.
UACCAAUUGAUUUAAUACAUCAACUGAUAAUAUAUUAAUUAACUUAAUACAUCAAUCCCUAAGUUUUACACUGUAAAAGUUGCUUGUUGCUUUGUAAUUGUAAAGUUUGUUUGCUUGCACGCAAAUGAAAAAGAAAAAAGGAAAUCGCCAAAGGUAACAUAGCCUAGUGGUGAAACCACUGGUCCAAUUGAGCUCUGGAUGUGAGAGGUCCUGAGUUCGAUUCCCAGUGGCGCCACUUGAGCGUUCCCGGCGGCACCCUUGGUAUCGGAGGCAAAGCCUCCCCGAUGUUGGUAGCAGAAAGCCACGAUUAGUAUGCAGGUACCCCCAGUGGUUUAGUAGGCCCCGCUGUCGCUCAAGCGACACGUGGGGCUGAGGAUCCCUGGGUUAUCAAAUAAAAAAAAAAAAGAAAAAAGGAAAUCAAUUGUGGGGCUGGGGUGGCCAAACGACGGCGGAAUUGCCAUCGUGGCGGUGAAAGGAGGUUAGUUUACUUCUCAGGAUUCUGUAACUCCGGAGACACCGCUCCUUUCCCACAUUUGGUUUUUAGUUCCAACUCUAUUUCAUCGGUCUCGCCAUCUCAAAAUCCUUCCACUGCCCAGCUCUCUGUACUCCUCCCCGAUUACAGUCUCUCCUUCGACUGCUGAAUCGAUCGGACCAGAACCAUGGCGGAAAUACUCUCGUCUCUGAGGUCUUUAAUGGCUGCUCACUCUCCUCCUCUGGAUGCCUUGGUCGUUCCAUCUGAAGAUUAUCAUCAGAGCGAGUAUGUAUCUGCAAGGGAUACGAGGCGCGAAUUCGUUUCUGGUUUUACUGGAAGCGCUGGUUUGGCUCUUAUCACAAAGGAUGAGGCAAGGUUAUGGACAGAUGGGCGCUACUUUCUGCAGGCUGAGCAACAACUGAGCAAUGAGUGGACCCUUAUGCGAAUGGCCGAGGAUCCUGCUGUGGAUGUCUGGAUGGCUGAGAAUUUACCAGAGGAAGCUGCUGUUGGUGUCAAUCCAUGGUGUAUAUCAGCAGACACUGCUCACAGAUGGGAGUCUGCUUUUGCAAAGAAACAGCAGAAGCUAGUCCAAACUGCUACGGACUUAGUAGACGAGAUCUGGAAAAAUCGGCCAGCGGAUGAAGCAAAUCCAGUUGUUGUCCAGCCGCUGGAGUUUACUGGUUGUUCAGUUGCAGAAAAGCUGCAUGAUUUGAGGGGGAAGUUGAAAGCUUCAAAAGCUCGUGGUAUUAUUAUUACCACACUUGAUCAGGUUGCUUGGUUGUAUAAUAUUCGAGGAAGUGAUGUCCCAUACUGUCCAGUUGUUCAUGCAUUUGCCCUCGUAACUCUCAACUCUGCUUUCCUAUAUGUAGACAGAAGGAAGGUGUCUUCUGAGAUAAACUCGUAUAUGGAAGAGAAUGCUAUAGAAGUCCGGGACUAUACUGCAGUGAGCUCAGAUGUUGCACUGCUUGCAUCUGAUCAGCUUGACUCGACGAGUACUAUCAAUCGAAAGCCUAAGGCGGAGACAGUUGGAAAUGGUACAACUCAAGCGGAAGGAGCGGGGGUUGAUCUUGUGUGGGUUGACUCUUCCUCUUGCUCCUAUGCUUUGUAUUCAAAACUGAAUCUGGAGAAGGUGUUCCAGCAACAGUCACCUUUGGCCCUUGCAAAAGCACUGAAGAACCCGGUUGAGUUGGGUGGCUUGAGAAAGGCUCACAUACGGGAUGGUGCUGCUGUCGUACAAUAUCUUGUCUGGUUGGAUAAGCAGAUGCAAGAUAUGUAUGGGGCUUCUGGUUACUUCUUGGAAGGGGAGACAGACAAGAAGAAAAAGGAUUUGAGAACUACAAAACUCACAGAGGUGACAGUUAGCGACAAGCUAGAGAGCUUUAGGGCAUCAAAAGAGCAUUUUAGAGGAUUGAGUUUCCCUACGAUCUCUUCAGUUGGUCCAAAUGCAGCAAUCAUCCAUUAUGGGCCUCAGCCUGAGACAUGUGCUGAAGUCGACCCAGAUAGGAUCUAUCUGUUUGAUUCUGGAGCACAGUAUUUGGAUGGCACAACUGACAUAACGAGGACAGUACAUUUUGGCAUCCCAUCUACACAUGAGAAAGCGUGCUACACUGCUGUUCUUAAGGGUCAUAUUGCUCUGGGUAAUGCGAGGUUUCCUAAUGGAACCAAUGGUCACACCCUUGACAUUCUUGCUCGAAUUCCUUUGUGGAAAAGCGGUCUUGAUUAUAGGCACGGUACUGGCCAUGGAAUCGGAUCGUUUCUAUUUGUUCAUGAAGGUCCUCAUCUAAUCAGUUUUAGGCCAUCAGCUCGCAACGUUCCAAUCCAAGCUUCCAUGACAGUAACAGAUGAACCUGGAUACUACGAGGAUGGCAACUUCGGCAUAAGAUUGGAGAAUGUGCUUGUAGUCAACGAAGCCGACACCAAAUUCAAUUUUGGUGACAAGGGCUACUUGGAAUUUGAGCACAUAACAUGGGCACCAUAUCAGAGAAAGCUGAUUGAUGUCAGCCUGCUUGUCCCUGAAGAGAUCGAAUGGCUGAACACGUACCACUCGAGAUGCAGCGAGAUUCUUGCACCGUAUUUGAAUGAAAACGAGAGAUCAUGGCUGAGCACAGCUACCGAACCUGUGACCGUUGCUUGAGUUACGGAUUGGAACCGCGACUCCAUGACCAUCCCAAACAAUGAAACAUUUGCUAGAUGGUUAUUGUAAUCGGUAUACUCUUAGCCUGGUCGUCGUUCCUGCCUUCCUAGUCUCUGUGAAUACAACGAAACCCUAAAUUUUCCGUUGACUUGAGUCGUACAUGAAAAGCAGACCAGCGGCGUGGCCCUGAGGCUGGCGGCAUUUCCUGUUGCUCUCUUUGACGCAGCCUAGCAGCAGGGUCCAAAUGCGAAAUGUCCAUUACAGUAAAUUACAGUUUAGUAACUAAAAUUUUCACAUUUUAUAAUCCGAUACUUAUAUUUUAAUUUUUAUACAUUGGGAAAUUACAUUUUUGUACCUAAAAUCUUUAAUUAUAACAUUUAGUUUGUACUUUAUCAUAUUGAUCGAAGUAAACCAUUUGUGGAACUGUGAUAACAAAUUCAAGCCGCUCCCAUCCCAUUCAUAUGGUUCAUUCUCCAAUCCGUUGACAUUGUUAACAUCGAGGAUGCAUCAGAAAGAAUUAACAAAGGGAUUGGGUUUCGUUCCAUGCAUGUGAUUUAUCUAAGACGUGAAUUUUUAUUAUGUUAUUAACUUAUAAUGAAUCAAUGUCGACGGACGUAGCUAGCCGCCCCUGUCCUUUUCCGAGACUUCACCUUCAUCUCCGUCUACGUUGUCAUCCCCCAAGCAAGCUAGCCACUUGUUGCAAUGGCCGACGUCUAGCUAUGCAAAAUUCAUUGGAGGAGUUCAUCUUUUACCUUCUUACCGUCGACCUUAUCAUGUUCGACGAUACGUCAUUCAGAAUAUAAUUUGGUUGUUGCUUGUCGCCCCUAUAUUAUCACUAAAAAUUAGUCGGUGUAAUUUAAAGAGCUAGCGAUCUCCUGUUCAAGUCAAAAUUGCUGGACAUUAGAUAAGAUAAAAUACAUGUAUGUAUUCAUCAUGCCGUUAUCGAUUGCACAUCACUGGCAUGCAGUGGCUUAGGGGAGCAGGGGCGGUGGCCGCCCGAUUGCCUAGUACGUACGUAGAGCGUGGCGGAUCCAGAACAGGAUAGAGCACUGGGCUGCAUUUAAAAAAUGGUGUAGAGGGUUGGGUUGUAACCCUAUAAACAUUGAAAUAUAUGCUCAAAAUCGAAAAUUUACGAGCUUUGGAUCCGGAGAGGGCUGGACCGUGACUCGAGGGCGGCCCCUCUAGAUCCGUCGCUGCGUAAGUAGUUUUAUAUAGGGAGUCAACGGUACCCGGCCUUCCCUAAUGAACACUUGUUCAAUAAGGCCGCAUUGGUACUUGCUUACGAGAUGUUAUGAUGAUGGCCAUAAGUGAGGUGAGCUGGUGACUUUUGCAGCUUGAUUUAGUCUCCUUCAGAAUCAGAACUACCGAAAUCUAUUGCCCAAACAUAAUCCAGAUUGGGAGAGGAAGAAACAUAUUGACAAUUUCAUAUUUGAGGGUUCCGAGGGAGAGGCAGAAAUAGAUUGCGAGAGGUGGGAAGAAGUUCUUGCACAAAAGCGCAAGGGGAUAAGUUUGGAAGAAACAUAAAGGGGGCAAUCGAAU